ACGUUAGUCAAAUGAAAAGUGAGAAGAAAGAUAGUUUGUGACACUCCAGAGCAGUCAGACAGAAAUAAUAAAAAAAUAAAACAAAAAUAUCUUUUUUAUUAUUCACUUUUUAAAUAUUUUUGCAAAGAAAUUAUUGUUGACUUUAUUGUCAAAUUGUCCAGCAAUAGCGCUGUAAGCAAUAAUGGAUGUGAAAUACCAUAAUAGCUAAUUGUGAUCAUUUUAGGUUAUUAUCUUUAUUAUUAUCAAAAUCACGUUAUUGUAAAAAAUAUUUUUAAAUAGUAUAACUAUUUUAAUUUGUUGGAGUGAGGAGCGCAAUUACUAAUUAAAAAUAUAAAUAAAUUGAGUUUUUGAAUGUAUAUUUUUAAAAUAAAAGAUCAUCAACAAUUAUUUAAAAAUGAGGAGAAGUUAUUCAUCCAUGCAGGAAAGUAAAAUUAUUUUCGAAUGGAAAAUCGAUCAGUUUAAUUCAUUUAUAGAUUCAUCACUUACCAGUCCAGAUGACGUUAAAAUAGAGUCAAUGGAAUUUUCAACUGGAUCUGAUAUUAAAGAUGUUUGGUACUUACGUUUAAAAUUUAAAAACAAUGAAGAUACAAAAGUUAAAGAGUGGAUCUCAGUAUUUUUGUAUUUAAAAAGUAGUAAUAAGCCAGCAAUUAGAGCAGAUUACUCAAUUUACGUUUUGAAUAAUAAAAACGAAAGAAAAGUGAGUAUAAAAAAGUCAACUCGGAUAUUUAAGGUCCAUGAAAGUUGGGGUUCUAAUAAAUUUCUGGAAAUAAGUAAAUUGUUGGAAGAUAAAAAUGACAUUCUAUCCGACAAUAUUUUAACUCUGGGCGUUGACCUUGUCGUAUAUGGAGAUUAUUUAACAACUACAUCAGAAAUUCCAUACAAAACUAUGAAAACUAAAAUCUCCGAUGACUUCAAUGAGCUUCUAAAAACUGAAAUGGGUAGUGAUGUCACUUUCACAGUGAAAGACAUUAAAUUUAGAGCUCAUAAAUCCAUUCUAAUCGCUCGAAGUCCUACAAUUGCCUCGAUGUUAUCACAUGAAACUCCUGAGAGCAAACAAUAUGUGUUAAAUAUCGAUGAUGUAGAGCCUAAAGUGUUCAAAGACGUGCUGAAAUUCAUUUAUACUGAUGUAGUUGAGAAUUUAGAUGGUAAAGCUGAGUGUUUAUUAGACGUUGCGAAUAAGUAUCAAUUAAAAACAUUGAAAAUAUUGUGUGAAGAAUCCUUGUGCAAGACAAUAACUAUUGAAAACGCAGUUACCAUGAUGAUUUUAGCAAAUGAGCACAGUGCGAAGCUGUUAAUGGAUUAUGUUGUUGAUUUUAUGAUAAUGAAUAUGGAAAAAGUUAUGGACACUGAAGAUUAUAAAAAACUAGAAAGCUCUAAGCCGGUUUUGUUAUCAGUUUUGCUAAAAAAAUUUGUUGAUUUGAUCAAAGCAGUUCCUAAAACUAUUGACUAAUUUUUAAAUUUAUCAGUUUUGUAUUUUUUUACUCUUACAAAUUUUUUUUUCUGUAAAAUAUUACGGAAAAAACAGCACUUUUUUUUAUACAAGUAA
Cotesia glomerata is the source of this 1546-nucleotide messenger RNA. Its product is annotated as speckle-type POZ protein B-like. NCBI's taxonomy places the organism in Eukaryota, Metazoa, Arthropoda, Insecta, Hymenoptera, Braconidae. The transcript has 2 exons. Bases 395 to 1450 code for a protein of 351 amino acids. Gene Ontology annotation, molecular function: ubiquitin protein ligase binding. The record is from RefSeq and is a predicted model, not a curated record. Gene Ontology annotation, cellular component: cytoplasm. Gene Ontology annotation, biological process: regulation of proteolysis; proteasome-mediated ubiquitin-dependent protein catabolic process.